Pyrus x bretschneideri (Chinese white pear) is the source of this 2917-nucleotide messenger RNA. Its product is annotated as vacuolar protein sorting-associated protein 35B. The transcript is spliced from 22 exons. NCBI's taxonomy places the organism in Eukaryota, Viridiplantae, Streptophyta, Magnoliopsida, Rosales, Rosaceae. Gene Ontology annotation, cellular component: retromer complex; retromer, cargo-selective complex; late endosome. The record is from RefSeq and is a predicted model, not a curated record. Gene Ontology annotation, biological process: retrograde transport, endosome to Golgi; intracellular protein transport. Bases 137 to 2509 code for a protein of 790 amino acids.
CAUUCAACUGCUAACAACCAAGAAAUCCAACAUUCAACGUUCCCAAAUAACCAAAAAGGAAUAAAAGAACAAAAAUUCAGCGUUACUCCGACGAAUUGGUUGCCGCGUUUCGGCGAGAAAAGGAGGGAGGGAGAAAAUGAGAUCGGACGUAAUCGGAGACGAAGAGAAAUGGCUGGCGGAAGGCAUCGCCGGCAUUCAACACCAUGCCUUUUACAUGCAUCGCGCUCUGGACGCCAACAAUCUCAGAGACGCCCUCAAAUUCUCGGCCCUGAUGCUGUCGGAGCUCAGAACCUCUCGGCUUUCGCCUCACAAAUACUACGAUCUCUAUAUGCGAGCUUUCGAUGAGCUGAGGAGGCUGGAGAUGUUCUUCAAGGAUGAGAGCAGACACGGCGUUUCGAUCAUCGAUCUCUACGAACUUGUUCAGCAUGCCGGCAACAUUUUACCAAGAUUGUAUCUGCUAUGUACGGUAGGAUCCGUGUACAUUAAAUCUAAGGAAGCGCCGGCCAAGGACGUACUUAAAGAUCUUGUCGAAAUGUGUCGCGGCGUUCAGCAUCCAAUUCGAGGGCUCUUUUUAAGAAGCUAUCUUUCUCAAGUCAGCAGAGACAAGUUGCCUGAUAUUGGUUCUGAGUAUGAAGGGGAUGCUGACACUGUCAUGGAUGCUGUAGAUUUUGUGCUACAGAAUUUUACAGAAAUGAAUAAGCUUUGGGUUCGAAUGCAGUAUCAGGGACCUGGUCAUGUGAGAGAGAAGCGCGAAAAGGAAAGAAGCGAACUUCGUGAUCUUGUUGGGAAAAAUCUCCAUGUUCUCAGUCAGAUAGAGGGCGUGGAACUUGAAAUGUACAAAGCCACUGUUCUUCCUAGAGUAUUAGAACAGGUUAUCAACUGUAAAGAUGAGUUGGCCCAAUAUUAUUUGAUGGAUUGCAUAAUCCAGGUCUUUCCAGAUGAGUACCACUUGCAGACACUGGAGACAUUGUUGGCUGCCUUCCCCCAGCUUCAGCCAACAGUUGAUAUCAAGACUGUGUUAUCUCAAUUAAUGGAGAGGUUAUCAAACUAUGCUGCGUCAAGUACAGAUGUAUUACCUGAAUUUCUUCAAGUGGAAGCCUUCGCUAAAUUAAGCAGUGCCAUUGGGAGGGUGAUAGAAGCACAGAUGGACAUGCCUAUUGUUGGAGCCAUAUCUUUGUAUGUCUCUCUUCUUACAUUUACCCUCCGUGUUCAUCCUGAUCGCCUUGAUUAUGUGGAUCAAGUACUGGGAGCAUGUGUUAAGAAGCUAUCCGGAGAAACCAAGCUUGAAGACCGUAGAGCAACAAAACAGGUUGUUGCACUGUUAAGUUCUCCCUUGGAGAAAUACGAUGACAUUGUCACAGCCCUCACACUUUCUAAUUAUCCUCGAGUUAUGGAAUAUCUUGAUAAUGGAACAAAUAAAGUCAUGGCAAUGGUCAUUAUCCAAAGCAUUAUGAAGAACAACUCUUGUAUCUCCACAGCUGAUAAGGUGGAGGUGUUGUUUGAAUUAAUUAAAGGGCUCAUCAAGGACUUGGAUUCUACUUCUGCAGAUGAGCUUGAUGAAGAGGAUUUUGCGGAUGAACAAAAUUCUGUUGCUCGCCUUAUACACAUGCUUUAUAAUGAUGAUCCAGAAGAAAUGUUUAAGAUCUUAUGUACGGUCAAGAAGCAUAUAAUGAGUGGAGGACCAAAGCGCCUACCUUUUACUGUUCCUCCUCUUAUAUUAUCUGCACUCAAGUUGGUUAGGCGGCUGCAAGGUCAGGAUGGAGAGGUUGUGGGAGAAGAAAUGCCUGCCACACCGAAGAAAAUUUUUCAGACUUUAAAUCAGAUCAUUGAAUCUCUUUCCUCAGUUCCGUCUCCCGAACUGGCCUUAAGAUUGUACUUGGAAUGUGCUGAGGCUGCUAAUGACUGUGAUCUGGAACCUGUUGCUUAUGAAUUCUUCACUCAGGCAUUUAUAUUAUAUGAAGAAGAAGUUGCGGAUUCCAAAGCCCAGGUGACUGCAAUACAUCUCAUUAUUGGGACUCUUCAGAGGAUGAAUGUAUUUGGCGUUGAGAAUCGGGAUACUUUAACACACAAGGCUACAGGAUAUUCAGCAAAGCUUUUGAAGAAACCUGAUCAGUGCCGAGCGGUGUAUGCAUGUUCACAUCUUUUUUGGGUAGAUGAUCAGGAUGGUGUUAAAGAUGGAGAAAGGGUCUUGCUUUGUUUAAAACGCGCAUUGAGAAUUGCAAAUGCUGCUCAACAGAUGGCCAGCGCAACGCGGGGUAGCAGCGGGCCAGUCACACUCUUUGUUGAGAUACUGAACAAGUACCUCUACUAUUUUGAGAAAGGAAACCCCCAGAUUACAAGUGCUGCAAUCCAGGGAUUGGUGGAUUUAAUUAAAAAUGAGAUGCAAAGUGACUCUGCAAACCCGAAUCCAGCCCCAGAUGCAUUCUUCGCCAGCACAUUGCGGUACAUACACUUCCAAAAACAGAAAGGUGGGGUGAUGGGCGAGAAAUAUGCGUCUAUCAAGGUCUGACUCGUCUGCAUGGAUUCUAAAAUUUUAGGCCAAGAGAGUUUGGGGUUGAGAGGAAGAACAAUGUGGAGAGGCGGCGAGCGAGCGUAAUCUAUGGAAAAUGCCCCUGGAUCCUACAUUAGGAACUUUGUACAGUUUCGAAUUCGUUUCCUCUCUCCCUCAAGGCAGUUGCUUUGUUUAUAGGAGAAACAACUUCUAGCGUGCUAAAAUUCUACAUCAAGUUUGGGUUUGCCGUUGGUUCUCUCUUUUUCUGGGGCAACCGAGUAGUAUCAUUGGACUGAAGGUUUGCCAUUGUUUGUCCUGGGAAGCUUGUUAUUUAUUAUUUAGUUUUCUUUUUUUUGGUAAAAUUAAGUGUUAAUUUUAUUGGGAAUGAUAUUGGUAAAUUCGAAGUCAAUUAGUCCUUUUCUUUUA